Molecule: messenger RNA, 606 nt
Organism: Grosmannia clavigera kw1407
Lineage: Eukaryota; Fungi; Ascomycota; Sordariomycetes; Ophiostomatales; Ophiostomataceae
Exons: 3
Coding region: 1-606 (201 amino acids)
Source: RefSeq, a predicted model, not a curated record
AUGUCUGGUACCGACUACCUCAACCCACCGGUCUCGUCCUACGUGUCGCCACUGGCCGGCUACGAGGGCCUUCCACCGCUGAGCGAGGAGCGCGCUGAGGAUGGCAAAAGCUUCAAAAACGCACCAGCCGAGCGGCGCAGCCCGGCCUACGACGCCUUUGUCGACCCGCUCGACAAAGGCAAACGGGGUGGCUUCGACGUCCACAUUUACUACUACCAGAACAAUGAGGCCCACAAGGCCUAUGCCCAUGCUCUCUGGGAGCGGAUCCGGCGAGAGUUCCCCGAACUGCGUAUCUACCAGCUCUGGGACCGUCCUCUCGGUCCCCACCCGGUAGCCAUGUUCGAGGUUAACCUCUUCACGCCGGCCCAGUUCGGCGCGUUCAUCCCCUGGCUGGCCAUCUGGCGAGGCCCCCUGUCAGCGCUUGUGCACCCCAACACCACCGAGGGCACCGAGGGUGAUGAAGUGGGUGAGAGCCGUGGUCGCUCGGUCACUGAGGUUGCCAUCGAACGUCGCAACCAUACCCAGCGUGCCAUCUGGAUGGGCGAGCGCGUGCCGCUGGAUCUUUCGACAUUCGACACGAUGACUGCGCGGGUGGAGCAGAGCUAA